AUGGGCGAUACACUGUCCAAACCCGUGACGGAAAAACACACCAGCACCUUUGAAACAUCUCAUCUACGAGUAGGAUGUUGUGGGAUGCAAGGUUGGCGAAAAUCGAUGGAAGAUGCCCAUGUGGCUCAGCUGAAUCUUGAUGGAAAUAAACAUCAUGCAUUUUUUGGUGUAUUUGAUGGACAUAAUGGACAUAAAAUUGCGAAAUAUUGUAGUGGACAUCUUCUUGAUGAACUUAUGUCCGCACCACAAUACCGGGAGGGAAAAUACGAAGAAGCAUUCAAGGAAUCUUUUAGAUCUUUGGAUUCAAAACUCUCGGAAAUGCCUGCACUUCGCUCAGAAGGCGGAACUGCUGUUAUAUGUGUACUGUUGUCUAAAGGUGAAAUUGUCUGUGCUAAUGCUGGUGAUAGCCGAGCUGUUUUAUGUCGAGGAACCAAAGCUAUUCCCUUAAGUACUGAUCAUAAACCCUCAGUUGCUAUUGAAAAGGAAAGGAUAGAAAAAGCAGGAGGAACUGUUCAAUGUCAACGUGUAAAUGGUACUCUUGCUCUUAGCCGAGCAAUUGGUGAUUUUGACUUUAAAGAAAAUGUUGAACUUCCUUGGGAUGAGCAAAUGGUUACAGCUUUACCAGAUAUAGUUCAAUUAAAAUCAUCACCGGAUGAUGAUUUUAUUGUUAUUGCUUGUGAUGGUGUAUGGGAUGUUCUUUCUAAUCAAGAUGCCUGUGACCUCAUUAAAAAAGGUUUAAAAGAAACUGACGGUGAUAUUGGUCUGGUUUGUGAAAUGGUACUAGAUAAAUGUCUGGCUCCGAGGGCACAAGGAGUAGGAUGCGAUAAUAUGACUAUAAUUAUAGCUCAGUUUAAACCUGCUUUUUUUUCAUAG
This is a messenger RNA of Trypanosoma theileri, 873 nucleotides long. Its product is annotated as putative protein phosphatase 2C. The coding region runs from base 1 to 873 and encodes 290 amino acids. Gene Ontology annotation, molecular function: protein serine/threonine phosphatase activity. Lineage: Eukaryota; Euglenozoa; Kinetoplastea; Trypanosomatida; Trypanosomatidae. The record is from RefSeq and is a predicted model, not a curated record. The transcript has a single exon. Gene Ontology annotation, biological process: protein dephosphorylation.